This is a messenger RNA of Papilio polytes (common Mormon), 3942 nucleotides long. RefSeq lists its product as uncharacterized. Lineage: Eukaryota; Metazoa; Arthropoda; Insecta; Lepidoptera; Papilionidae. The coding region runs from base 160 to 3348 and encodes 1062 amino acids. The transcript has 2 exons. Gene Ontology annotation, cellular component: nucleus. The record is from RefSeq and is a predicted model, not a curated record. Gene Ontology annotation, biological process: regulation of DNA-templated transcription.
GCUCGUGAGCUGAAGCCCAGUGUCCGGUCGGGCGGCAUGCUAGACGGUCGUGUUACUGUAUUUUACUUACAUGUUACGUAUAUAGGGGAUUGUAUGUGAUGUACUGUGAAGUGACGGCUAGUGACGUUUGAUGUUUGUUUGUGAUAAUCAGAAGCAUUCAUGAUUCAGGAAUCGCAAUCAACGAGCAAUGAAAGAUGGAACGGUCGCGGCCCCGAGCACAACAUGGCGUUGCAACAAAUACUCAAACUGCAAGAGGCGAGAGCUCUCCACAAGACGUCCCUGCUACCCAUUUACAAAAAGAACGGGAUUCCUUCACCGCCGGCCUCUAACCAAGAAUAUGAACAAAAGCGACUUGAUAACUAUCCUGAACAGGUUUUAGAACAGUUAAAACUUGAAGAAGAGUUCAGAAGACUGAUGGAGAGAUCCGCCAGCGAAGCUCGUAGUGAUGAAUCCUUAAAAUACUUCCAACACAUGAUGGAAGCGAGACAGCAUUUUGAAUAUCUGAAGAACAUGAAAGACAGAGAUAUAAAAAAUACCUAUUCAGAAGAAGACAACUUGGAAUCAAGAAAGGAAACAAAACAAUAUGAUAAUAAAUUUUCACCGAUCCACAAACAGUCUCCUCUACGGACUUCACCAGCUGAAGUUUCACCCAAUCAUAGUGUUCGCUUAUCUACCUCAUCCAGUCCACUCUCUACAACUAGUCCAAUGAAUUCCUCGCCACUUAGUCAUCUACAAAAUAUGCAACCCUUUGAUUUUCGUAAGCAUAAAUUACCUGAAAGCAAUACUAAAGAAGAACCAAUAAAACAGAACUAUGAUGUUAAUAGUGCCGAAAAAGCAGCAUUAGAAUUAAUGAGGAGCCAACUUUUUAACUUUCAAUUACCAUCUAAUUUACCGAUUCCUCCCAUGACAAUGCCAUCUACGUUCACGCACCCCGCAGCGAUGGUUGCAGCACUUAGUCAAAAUCCUAUGGGACUAGCGUCAUUACAAGCCUUAUUACCUCAGAUGUCGGCAAAAGUCACUGAACCAGUUGAAUCUAAACUAAGCAACGGGCUCGGCAACAGCAGAUCUGAUGAAAGAGUUGAAGAUGAAAAUGUUCUUAAUUUAAGUAAGGAUGCAUUCGCGGAGGCGACUCAAAAGUCGAGAGAAUUGAUGAUGAGUAAAUGCUUAAGCCCACCGAAGAGACAUUGGGGUGCAUCACAAAUGCCUUUAAAUUUAGGAACGCAUUUUAUCAAUCCAGCCACUGGUAAGAAAAGAGUUCAAUGUAACGUAUGCCUUAAGACGUUUUGCGAUAAAGGAGCACUAAAAAUUCAUUUUUCCGCUGUACACUUGAGAGAAAUGCACAAGUGCACUGUUGAAGGCUGCAGCAUGAUGUUUAGUUCUAGAAGAUCUAGGAAUAGACACAGUGCAAAUCCUAAUCCAAAACUUCAUUCGCCACAUUUGAGGCGUAAAAUUUCACCUCACGAUGGCAGAAGUGCACAAGCUCAUUCCGUUCUACUCUCACAACACGGAGCAGGUUUGAAUAUACCUCCAGUUAUGAAUCCGAUGCAUGCGUUUGGAUCAUAUCCCAUGAUGAACCCAUCACAAGGCAUGCGACCAUACUCUACGAAUAUACCAUUAGAUUAUAAAAAUAAUGUAAAUUUCCACCCUCACUACGAUCAGUCACAUUUGAUGCGACGAGAAUCUAACUCGGAAGAUAACAAAGAUCAAGAGGUUCAGGGUGAGUCUGACGAAGAUGAUGGUAUUGUCGUCGUAGCGGGAGACGAAGAUGACGAUGAUAACGAACAUAUGGACACCAGCGAUUAUUAUUCUAACCUAAAUAAGUCAAUAGGAUCAUUAGAAGAUUCGGAAACUGAUUUUGAUCAAAGAAGUGUAAGUGAUAACAAUGACAACAGAAAAGAUGGUGCAAUCAGUCCCGAAGUUAUGAAAAGAAAACGAAAGAAUUUGAAUCCUAUUCGUUUACAAAGUAAUAACAAUUUAGAACAGCAAGAAAAUGUCAGUGACAAUAACGAUUGCCGGACAGAGAGUGCUGAUGAUAAUUUAAUAGAUCCAAAAAGAAUAAAAUGUGACGAAGAUGAAAAAAAUGAUAAUUCCCUAGUGACAAUUGAAAAUGGAGACAUACCUAAAAUAAAACAAGAGAUAACAGAAAUUAAAAAAGAACCUUCAGAAGUAGAUUUCAAUCCACAAGAUUUAAGAAUUAAAGAAGAACCGCGCGAUAAAGAAGAUUCUUUUAAGCAACUACCAAAGUUACAGACUAAUAGUGAACUGUUUUCAUCUGAAAAUGCAUUAAAACGCCUUGAGAGUUUAUCAAGAGGAGAUUUUCCAAAUCUAGCUAAAAGAAUUGAUUCUACUCCUGGAGGUCCAUAUAAUUUAUCAAUGCAUGAAACAAUGGAAUUUUCUGACAGAUCUCCUUCGUCGUCCGUAUCGAGUUACGAUUAUGUUCCAGAUGACGGUCACGGCCAAAUACAAGGUCACUUCGAGAAUGGUUUCUUCGUUGUCACGUCCGAUGUUCCAACGGAUCAUGAAAACCCUCUGAAAUGCACCGUUUGUGACAAAUUAUUUCAAAAUAUAUUCAUUUUAAAGACUCAUUACCAGAACACGCAUUUAAAAAUAAUGUACAAAUGCAGCAAUGAGAGCUGCAGAGCAUCAUUUACUACGAAACAAAGCAGAGACCGACAUAGUUGUAAUAUUAAUCUACAUAGAAAGGUUUUUUCAAUGUGCGGUCGAACAGACGAAUCUCCAAUCAAAAUGCUGGAUAAGAUUCGUGAACAAAUGGAUUUAAUAGCGAAAUUCAACGACGAUGAACGUGUGAUCCCUUAUAUUGAGGCACAAAAGUACUAUCAAGCGAAAGAAUCUGAGAAAACAAAGAAUCAUUUGAGUCAACAAAUACCAUUUGGAGCGCCAUACCCGCCUCUUCAACUUCCUGAAUCUUAUUUAAAUGGCCGUGAUAUGUUCAACCAACAGCCAUUUCUCUUUACGCCUUUCGGUAUGCUACCAAAUUUCCCUGCUCUCCCAUUCGGGUUCCUUCCUCCAAAUCUAACUCCUUUCGGCUGUCAUACCCAAGGCUAUCCACCUAUGUUAAGAAAAUUAAAUUAUUGCAUAGAAGAUGAAGCUCCCAGACCUAACAAAGAUGGUUCAUACCCUUGUAGAGGUUGUAGAGAGGUGUUCAAAGAUCUGAUGGGUUUGAAAGUUCACUGUGAAAGUGUACAUGUUCAGUCCUUACAUAGAUGUUCAGUAAGUGGUUGUAAUGCUGCAUUCUUUUCUAGAACUAAAAGAAACAUUCACUCAGAAGCCCACCUUAGUUCCAGACGCCAGAACGGAAGAAGUCUUCAUCUUGUAAAUUCUACGUGAUCUGUUUAAUAGUUUAAAAAUAUAAAUGCAUUUGUGAUGUUUUAGAGUAACCAAAUAUGUAUUCAAUGUAGUUAUUUGUUGAUACCAGUUCUGAAUGAAUUAUUAAAAAUCAAUAAAUUCAAUUUUAAAUCUUAUAUUGUCAAUGUUUCUUGCUUAAGGCGGCUGUGUACAUAAUUAGGACUUUAUCGCUGUAGUAGAUAAUUAGAAUUGUACAUUUUGACAUUCCAUAGUAAUAAUUGUGCAAUAACUGUAUAUAAUAGUAAAUAAUGUACAAAGCCUCAAUAAAUGAAAUCAAAUUGAAUUCUUUUGUGUCUUAAAGGAUGUCUUUGCCGUUCAAAUUAUAUAAAAAAACAAUAAUUUAUCAUAGUUUAAAAAAUAUUCGAAAUAAGAUAAUAUCUCUUAAUUUUGGUGCUACAUAAAUGUUUCGUGUACGUACUUCUAGAAUAUUCCUGUCUCUAGAUUUAAUAUGUACAAUUCGUAUGUGUGAUUUUGUUAUAUAGGAUAAAUAAUACAUAAGAACCAAAAAGUAUUAUAUACGUAGAAUUACGUUUAAGAUACGGAAUAAAAUAAUAGAGUAAUCCUUCCUUUUGCCAA